AUGGCUCGUGGCUCCGCUAACAAUUCUUCCACCGCCAAUCCUGGUGGUGCUGCCACUUCCGGGUCUUCACCUUCAGUUGAAGAUUCCGGUAGCCCCUAUUUCCUUAGCAAUGGUGAUCAUCCCGGCUUGAUUUUGGUUACCCAUAUCCUCACUGGCCCAAAUUUCAACUCCUGGUCCCGUGCUAUGUUACUCGCCUUAACCGCGAAGAACAAAUCCAUCUUUGUCGAUGGUUCCUUACUUCGUCCCUCCUCUGAUAAUCUUUCUUUCAGUGCUUGGAAUCGCUGCAAUUCAAUGGUGAUUUCUUGGCUUCUGAAUUCUAUUUCAAAGGAUAUCGCUGAUAGUUUGAUGUAUUUCACAAAUGCUUAUGAUGCCUGGUUCGAUCUACGUACCAGAUUCCACCAAGCCAACGGUCCUCGAAUAUUUCAGCUUAAGCUGCAAAUUUCUUCCCUGCACCAAGAUGCUUCGACCGUUAAUGGCUACUAUACUCGCCUGAAAACCCUUUGGGACGAACUCUUCGAUUACUCACCCUCUUAUUCCUGCACUUGUGGAGCUCUCCGAUCUAUUUCUCAUGAUCGUGACCAGGACCACGCCAUGCAUUUUCUUAUGGGGUUGAAUGACUCUUUUUCUUCGAUCCGAGCUCAAAUUUUACUGAUGGACCCUCUUCCAUCCCUGUCGAAGGUUUUUUCUUUGGUCUUACAGGAGGAACGCCAACGUGAGAUUACGACCUCUGUUCCCCUGGUCACUGAUGGCCCUCUUUUCUCUUCCGCUGCUCCUCCGCCGACUGUUGCCGCUGCCAGUGGUGCUCCUCCGCGCCGUCAACGUCCACUCUGCAGCCAUUGCAACAUUUUGGGCCACACCAAAGAAAAAUGCUUUAAGCUACAUGGCUACCCACCCGGUUACCAGCCCAAAUCACCCAGGCCCACUCAUAAUCCGUUACACACUCCUAUACCCAGGCCCAGCUCAAACGCUGUCGUUUCUCCCUCACCUACUUUCACACAUCAUCAGUAUCAACAGCUGCUUUCCCUUCUUCCCCCACCGUCUAUCCAAAAUCCCCAGCCCUCUUCUCCACCACUUGACGUCAAUCCCACCAUAGCCAGCCUCAAUGGUGAGUUCCCCUCUUCGCUUCCUCCUACUUGCUGGGUUUUGGACACUGGAGCAACCCACCAUGUUUCUUGUGCUCCUCUGUCCUCUACCCUUUCACCCCCUGCCUCCGAUUCGGUCGUGACCCUCCCCAACGGUCCUCGAAUGCUUAUGAUGCCUGGUUCGAUCUACGUACCAGAUUCCACCAAGCCAACGGUCCUCGAAUAUUUCAGCUUAAGCUGCAAAUUUCUUCCCUGCACCAAGAUGCUUCGACCGUUAAUGGCUACUAUACUCGCCUGA
Molecule: messenger RNA, 1380 nt
Organism: Gastrolobium bilobum
Lineage: Eukaryota; Viridiplantae; Streptophyta; Magnoliopsida; Fabales; Fabaceae
Exons: 1
Coding region: 1-1380 (459 amino acids)
Source: RefSeq, a predicted model, not a curated record